Molecule: messenger RNA, 773 nt
Organism: Lobosporangium transversale
Lineage: Eukaryota; Fungi; Mortierellomycota; Mortierellomycetes; Mortierellales; Mortierellaceae
Product: P-loop containing nucleoside triphosphate hydrolase protein
Exons: 4
Coding region: 136-720 (194 amino acids)
Biological process (GO): small GTPase-mediated signal transduction
Cellular component (GO): plasma membrane
Molecular function (GO): GTP binding; GDP binding; GTPase activity
Source: RefSeq, a predicted model, not a curated record
UUUUCUUUUUAAAACUUCUUACUUAUGUAUUCCUCAGACACUUUUACUUCACUAUAAGUAAUUGUUGUCAGAAAAAGAAAUAAUAAACAAAAAAUAAAAAAAAAAAUAAAAAAAAAGCGAGAGAUAUAUAAAAUCAUGAGCACAACCAUCACAAACACGGCUGCUAAGGCUCCCAAACUAAGACGCAUUGCCUUGCUAGGUGCUCGUGCUGUUGGGAAAUCUUCGAUGGUGAUUCAAUUCGUUGAGAACGUCUUUGUUGAUUCUUACUUUCCUACCAUUGAACGUACCUUUACGAAACCAUUGACUUAUCACGGACAACAGUACGAAGUGGAGAUUAUUGACACCGCUGGCCAGGAUGAGUUUUCAAUCUUUAAUGGGAAGCAUGCAUUGGACGUGCAUGGAUAUGUGCUGGUGUACUCAGUGACAAGCAAGCUCAGCUUUGAUAUGAUCGGAGUCAUCCGAGAUAAGAUCCUCAAUUUCACAGGCACCGAUUGGGUUCCUAUCGUGAUUGUUGGAAAUAAAACCGAUCUACAAGGUCAGCGACAGGUGACGCGCGAGGAUGGCGAAGAACUGGCCGCUCGAUGGAAGUGUCUCUCAUGCGAGACCUCUGCAAAAACCAAUAUGAACAUUGGACGUGCAUUUGAAUUAAUGAUUGCCGAGAUUGAAAAGUCAACCGAUCAGGUGCCUGAAGAAAAAAAGGGCGAGUGUGUCAUCCUGUAAAAUAAAUCAAUGGGAAUAAGCAUUAAAGAAAGUAAAAAUUAUAUAAUACAGUG